AGAAGAUAAACUUUACCAGCGUUUAUAAAACUGUAACCAUCAUCAAUUCUUCACGUUUCAGAGACUGUGUUGGAUUUUUAUUUGUUAAAUGAGGGAGAAGAUGAUCUGCAGGAUGCUGCUGCUCCUCAUCCUCUGCUCAUCUGUCUGUGCAGCAACAUUUGUAGUGAAUGUGACACAGAGCUCCUAUCAGGCAGAGGAGAACCACAACAUCACUCUGGAGUGGACCUUCACCACCAAACCUGACGUCUCCUGGAGGUUCCUGUUUAUCAUCUGUAACCUGAUAACUGAUAACAGAGUCUUCACCCUGUAUCAUGUCCAUGAUGGAGUUGAGGUACCAGAGUCUCAGGGGGGACAGUUUGCAGGACGAGUCCAGAGUGACAAAGACGUCCUCAGAGAAGGACGAAUCAGACUUCAUGUGUCCAGACUCAGAACUAAUGAUUCUGGUCUGUAUGUGUGUAAAGUAAAGACAGAUUACGGCUUCAACUCUGAAAAAUGUCAACUGAACGUUACCGGAGAGUUAAGAGAGAAAACAACUUUCUAUCAGACAGAGGAGGACGACACCAUCACCAUCAGAUGGGACAGCCAGAACCAAACAAACAUGUUUCUCACCAACAUCAUCUGUUUUCUUCUCUCAAAACCUGAGAAAUGUUUCUAUAAACUGAUCGAUGGUGUUGAGCUUCCAGAGUCUCAGCAUCAGCAGUUUUCAGGACGAGUUCAGUGUGACAGAGACGCUCUCAGAGAAGGACGAGUCACACUUCAUCUGUCCAGAGUCACAGCUGAAGACUCUGGAAGGUACAGAUGUGAAAUGGUUAAUCAUAACAAGAAGUUAAGGCGAUGGGAGCUUCAGGCUGAGUUUAAUUUUGUUCUGAAUGUGACCCCAAGCUCUCACAAAGAAAGCACAACGUCUGGACCGAUACCUGUAGAAGGUAAAUAAGCUGUUACCAUGGUAACUACAGACAUUAGAAAUGUUUGUAACUUGGUCAAUGUAUAAAUGAACGAACGUAUAAAUUCCCUAAUUAGUUCUGCAACUAUUACAUCAGUGUAAAUGUUCAUCUUCCUGUAAACAC
Molecule: messenger RNA, 1067 nt
Organism: Melanotaenia boesemani (Boeseman's rainbowfish)
Lineage: Eukaryota; Metazoa; Chordata; Actinopteri; Atheriniformes; Melanotaeniidae
Exons: 5
Coding region: 89-934 (281 amino acids)
Biological process (GO): negative regulation of T cell proliferation; T cell costimulation; immune response
Cellular component (GO): external side of plasma membrane
Source: RefSeq, a predicted model, not a curated record